Messenger RNA from Priapulus caudatus, 1637 nucleotides. Its product is annotated as serine/threonine-protein phosphatase 6 regulatory ankyrin repeat subunit B-like. The transcript has 11 exons. NCBI's taxonomy places the organism in Eukaryota, Metazoa, Priapulida, Priapulimorpha, Priapulimorphida, Priapulidae. The record is from RefSeq and is a predicted model, not a curated record. The coding region runs from base 1 to 1563 and encodes 520 amino acids. Gene Ontology annotation, molecular function: protein binding.
AUGUCAGGUGGUGCGGACACCGCAGCAAAUGGCUGUUACUCUGCUGGUGUAGAUUACAGCGCUGACGAAUGGAGGGGCAGGGAGCUUGCCACCGAUUCUUCCCUGGAGCAGGCCAUGUACAGCUUGAUUGACAAUAAGAUGUCUAAGAGUAGCCAGAAUCCCCUCACGAGGGCGCUGCAUGCAGCCGUUGAAGUAAAUGAUGUUGCACCGGUGGAGAAGCUCAUACAGGAAGGUAAGGCGGCGCAGCGCGGCAACCUCGGCGUCGUGAGGGCGCUGCUAGGCAACCGCGCCGUCGUCGUCGACCAGCUCGACUUCUACGAGCGCACGGCGCUGAUGUACGCCUCCGAGCACGGCCACCGCGACGUCGUCGACGCCCUCAUCGAGCGAGGCGCGUUCGCCAAGUCGGUGGUGGUAGGUUGGCGUAGGGUAGUUCAGGGCACAACUCUCAGGUUGGCUCUUGGUACACUGUUUGGCAUUGAGGUGUUCUCAGGCACUUGUUGGUUUAGGUGCUCUCAGGCUGGAAGUAAAUCCAGGGCAAGACGCUUUGACACGAGUGAACGUUUAACUCCCUUGCACUGUGCAUGUGGACGAGGCUUUACAGGGAUCGCGAAGAAAUUGCUCAAAUAUGGUGCUAAAGUAGAUUCCCUCGACUAUAGCAAGAAGACUCCACUUCAUGUUGCAGCCAUCAGAGGGCACCACGAGGUGGUGGAACUUCUCAUUGAACAUGGAGCCAAUAUCAACUUGGCAUACACUAAAGAUCAUACACCACUGUUUGAAGCCGUGUGGCAGAACGACAUGGAAAUGGUGCGAAUGCUUCUGCAAGGUGGUGCCGAGACCAGACACUGCGCGCUGGUGCACAACGCCAUCUCUCACAGGAAUAUCGAGCUAGUCGACAUGCUCGUGAAAGCAGGAUGUCACGUCGACCAGCUGGACUGUAGCGGUGACACCCCCAUGCAUGCCGCUGUGAGGCACUCUAUCAUUCCCAUAGUAGAAAAUCUAGUCGAUUACGGUUGUGAUGUGAACAUCGGCAGUGACUACAGUGGCGCCACACCGUUGCACGUGACUGUCAGGAUCGAUAUGGAAUUCCCAGUCUUUCAGAAAAUCCUUAACAUUCUCAUAAAGGCCGGCGCCAAGCUGGACGUGGAGAGCUGCGAGGCGGGCAAGACGCCUCUCUACACGGCCAUUAUGCAGAAGAAGGCGGCCGUCGCUCGCGAGCUGAUCCGACGCGGCGCCGAAGUGAACCGCGUGCAGCAGCGCUCGCGCAACUACCUGCACACGGCCUGGUACAGCGGCCAGCCGCAGAUCGUGCGUGCGCUCGUCACGGCCGGCUACAGCCUGCAGGACGAGCAGUGGCUCUUCGUGCAGGACCUAGCCGACCUGACGGCAGACGAGCUGGACACGCUGCUCUGGCUGCAGCGGCAGAAGCACAACGCGCGCCCGCUCGCAAACCUGUGCGCGAUUGCGCUGCGCCGCACGCUGUAUGGUGGCGACCUCUACGUCAAGGUGGAGGCGCUGCCGCUGCCUAGGCGGCUGAAGGAAUCGGUGCAGAUGCGCGAUUUGUAGCGUGCGCGCGACGGCGCUGUUUAAUAAUUGGUUGUAAUGAUUAAAUGUAAUUAAUUAUAAUUCUAAAAUAUAUU